Paramecium sonneborni is the source of this 775-nucleotide messenger RNA. The record is from the annotation of a GenBank genome assembly. Lineage: Eukaryota; Ciliophora; Oligohymenophorea; Peniculida; Parameciidae.
GUGGAGUGAUAAUGUUCAAAUAAUGUUUAUAAUUUAAAUAAUGAAUUGAUAGUGGUUGAGGAUUAUAUAAUAAGGAAUCUUAAAAAAGUGGGUAAUGGAUAGAUUUGAUUGAUACUUUCAAAGAGUAUUUUUAGAUUAUGAUUUAUUUAGUGAUAACUAGAUUAUUUAAUAAAAUACAUCAAUGGUGUCAAAAUUGGUAAAUGGGAUAUAAAUGAAAUGAUUGAUUAUAUUGAGAAUACAUUUAAAAUAUAUAAAAUGAUAAUGAAUGGACAGAUAAAUAUUAUUAAGAGAUGUAUGAGACAUAUAUAUAUUGUUCUUAGUGGCAAUGGAUCAUAUAAUGAAGAAGGUUAAAAGAAUGGUUUAUGGAAUUUUUUGGCUGCUAAUUUUUGUGAGUAAGAUAUUAUUUAAAUAAGUUAACGAUAAAUCUUAUAUUCAGGUGAAUAUGAUAAUGGCAAAAAAAUAGGAAAUUGGGUUUAAGAGGAGAGAUAAAAUCAUGAACUUUGAGUUAAUGAAUAAUAUUAAAAGAAAAUUAAUAUAUCCGAAUUAUUCUGACAAAAUUAUUGAGAAAAAUACUUUCUUUUAAAUCUAAUAAUAAAAGGAAUAUUUUUUUGAAAAAAAACCAUUAUUAAAACGCUCUCUCUAAAUCACUAUACUAAUUUAAGGUCUAAAAAUAAUGAUUUUACAACUAUUUCUCGUUUAAUUACAAAGCAACCACUACGAAUAAGAACUUUUCUUAAUUAGAUUCCCUUUUAAUUGUUCUUUUAUAAGUUACUGA